Dendrobium catenatum is the source of this 1109-nucleotide messenger RNA. RefSeq lists its product as uncharacterized. The transcript is spliced from 10 exons. The coding region runs from base 38 to 970 and encodes 310 amino acids. Lineage: Eukaryota; Viridiplantae; Streptophyta; Magnoliopsida; Asparagales; Orchidaceae. The record is from RefSeq and is a predicted model, not a curated record.
GUUAAACCGUUCGAAAUGCCACCAUGCAAAAGAUCAAAUGCCGAGGUUUACAAAUUUCUUUGGCCAAGGGAAAGCCGCCUCAGCAGUGUGGAUCAUCUCCACCGUCGUCUUCUACCUCCUUUUCCGAGCAGUCAUGGAUAAUUCCACAUCCACAAACACAGAGUCUUUAAUGUCGAGUUCAGAAAGGCGGACUCGGUUAUACAAUGAGAUGUCGAGGGACAUUGAUGAGCACGGGAUGAAGUUUCUGCAAGGCGGAGAAACUUCACAAUCGCUAAUGCUCAACGAUAUAUUUGAAUUAAGGGGUGGAUAUGUGAUUCCGAAGCCUAAGGCUGCAGAUCCUCCUGUUAGGGCAAAUGUUCUUUACCUGAGCCCAGAAUUUUCGAACCCUAUCUCGAAGGCUGUAAGGGAUAUCUUUCUUCCCUAUUUUGACGGAGCCAUUUGGUUUCAGAAUGCAAGCUUAUACCACUUCAGCAUGUUUCAUGCCUCCCAUCAUCUAACAUCUGUAAAGGCAACUGACGCUGAGAUUGAAGCUGAAGCUUCUGCUGUCAAAGAAGUUGCUCGGUCUCUUUGUCCUUUGAAAAUUUUUCUGGAUAGAGUGGUGUUGACAUCAACUGGCGUGCUUUUAGGGUGCUGGCAGGUGAUAUCUGGUCCAGAUCCUGUAACUAUCCGAUCAAAACUGCGAAAUGCUCUUCGUCACUCUCCUGAAAAGCAACUGUAUGAUCCUGUUAUGCUUCAUACUUCGUUUGCAAGGAUUCUGGGGCACCCUAAAGUUCCAUUGGAGGACAUGAAGAACUCUUCUGAUCUACUCAAGUUCUUUCAUGAGCUCGUUGAACGUGUCAACAGUAAGAUCCGUGGAUUUGAGGCAACUAUUUCUGAGCUUUGGUAUGUGGAGGAAUAUGAUGUGCUUGCUCUUGCACUGGACGGGAGAAUAAAGGUACGUAAGUUCCCCCUUGGUUGUUCAAGCCAUUGAUAACUCUUUGAAAUAACAUUACCCCCAACUGUUAUUCUUUUCAUUUGUUUUCUUUUCUAUUUUCCAAUAUUUAUGGUGACUGUUUUAGAAACUUUUCUUCCCCAAUAUAUGUGAAGGUGGUUCCAAACUUUAGAAUGCA